Molecule: messenger RNA, 4271 nt
Organism: Colossoma macropomum (tambaqui)
Lineage: Eukaryota; Metazoa; Chordata; Actinopteri; Characiformes; Serrasalmidae
Gene: rbms1a
Product: RNA binding motif, single stranded interacting protein 1a
Exons: 14
Coding region: 371-1594 (407 amino acids)
Cellular component (GO): cytosol; ribonucleoprotein complex; nucleus
Molecular function (GO): poly(A) binding; mRNA 3'-UTR binding; poly(U) RNA binding
Source: RefSeq, a predicted model, not a curated record
GGUGGUAUGGUUAUGAGACGUCCCGAGCUCCCCCACAGAUGGGACGAAGCACGGGAUGUUCCACAGUAGGUGGGUCUUUGCUGCGGGCGACUGAGCUAAGAUCAAUGAAAGCGGGCGGUUUUACCGAAACUGGUUGGACGAGCCGAGGUGGGAAUAAAGCCGUGGACACGGUCAUUUUAUCCGAAGAGCACUAGCAGUGGAAACGUCGUUUCUUUUUGAAUACUCAGUGAACUCGUGGGUGACUGAAAGUCGACGCCAGAAGAGUGCAAUGUGGAAAAUUUACACUUCUACUGUAGCCUAGUACACUGUCGUAUUUUGUCACGGAGAUAUUCGUUGGUUGAGCGUUGAGUCGAGGACAAGGGAAUUAAGGAUGAUCUUUGCGAACACCGCCAACCCCGUAAGGCCCCCUUACCGAAAACAGCCUCCAGUUGCUCCGCCCACUCUCCCGAUGGCUCCGCCCAGCCCGAGCACCAAUAGCAGCACGAAUAAUAGCAGCAGCAACAGCAGCACGACCGGAUGGGAACAGCUCAGCAAAACCAACCUCUACAUCCGCGGGUUACCCCCCUCCACCACCGACCACGACCUUGUCAAACUCUGCCAGCCGUAUGGAAAGAUUGUAUCCACAAAAGCUAUCCUGGACAAAACCACAAACAAAUGCAAAGGUUAUGGCUUUGUGGACUUUGACAGUCCAGUGUCGGCGCAGAAAGCUGUGGCAGCGCUAAAGAGCAGUGGCGUUCAGGCUCAGAUGGCCAAGGUGAGACCACAACCUAUGGCAUCACUCCCUUCGUUUAAGCAACAGGAGCAGGACCCAACCAACCUGUACCUGUCCAACCUGCCAGUGUCCAUGGACGAGCAGGAGCUGGAGAACCUCCUAAAGCCCUUUGGACAGGUCAUCUCCACCCGCAUUCUCAGAGACGCACAUGGUGUCAGUCGGGGUGUGGGCUUUGCCCGAAUGGAGUCUACAGAGAAGUGUGAUGCUGUGAUCUCUCAUUUUAACGGGAAGUUCAUUAAGUCCACAUCAGGAAUGCUGGGCACAUCAGAACCACUGCUCUGUAAGUUUGCUGAUGGCGGUCAGAAGAAGCGACUGAGUCAGACUAAAUAUGUUCCCAAUGGACGAACCUGGACAAGGGACGCCGAGAGUGGGAUAACAUUGACCUAUGACCCUAAUGCGACUGCCCUCCAGAAUGGGUACUAUGCCCCUCCCUACAGCAUGGGGAAUAGGAUAAUGGCCCAGACAGCUGUGACUCCCUACAUCUCACCUGUCUCCACCUACCCGGUCCAGAAUCCCUCCUGGAUGACACAUCAGCCUUACAUUAUGCAGCACCCGGGAGCUGUACUGUCGCCCUCUAUGGAGCACCCCAUGCCACUACAGCCGUCCUCCAUGUUGGCUCCUCUGACUCAGCAGAUGGGCCAUCUCUCUCUCGGUGGCACUGCAACUUUUAUUCCGGCAAAUACAGCUAUGCAAGGAGCAUAUAUUCCUCAGUAUGCCCAUAUCCAACCUGCCGCCAUUGCCACUGAGGAUCCCAGUGUGCAGCCCCAGGAUGUGACCUCUAGUGAUCCCUCCACUUACCCGUUCCAACCUAGCAAGCAAUAAAAGGUUGAGCAGUUGGAGGCAGAUUUAGAGGAGGGCUCCUAUGACUACAGGCCUCUUUGGACGGGAAGUGACAUCACAGAGGAAACAACACUUUUGCACAGGUUCCAGAAAACAAGUCUAUGGUGUAAUCAACCAAACACAAACCACCUCAGAGGCCCUCGACAGGUGCAACAUGGCUUCAGCAACCAAAACAAUGCAAUUCAUCCGAGACAACAGACACAGGAGCGAAGCAGAGUUUUAUUUUGCUAACGAAAGGAAAAGAGACGAAGACAAAACGCUUAUUUUUUACCAAGGACUAAGGCACAGACAAAGUCUGUGAAUACAAGACAGAAACGCAGUGUGCUAGUACCUUUAGAUGCAUGAGAGGACUUUUUAGUAUGGUUUUUAGAGUGUUUUUACUGACCGUUUCUCAGACACACACACACACACACACACACACACACACACACAAAUGAGGAUAAAAAAAAAACAAAAAAAAAAAUUUGCUGUGGUAGUAGCAAUGGAGAGGUUUCUUUUUGCUUUUGUCUUCCGCACUUUGCCUUUUUGGUCCGUAGUUAAAGAAAUUUGCCUUGUAAAUACUGUAGAGCGGGCUUUAGAAUCAAACGAUGAAAUGCUUGAUGGGUAUCAGUCUUCCCUCCUGUCUGUCAAAGCGGAUGUUUCACACGUGAGUAGAAUGCUUUCUUUUGGGUUUUUUUUUCCAAAUCAAAGCAGCUUUACGGCGUGCUGGAGAUCUUGUAAAGUGUGUGGCAGAAUGGUCUAGUUCUGCUCUCCUCUGAAUGCGCCCGUUUAAAGUCUUCUUGCCUUUUCAAUCAAACUUGAUGUGGUAGAUGUAGGUGAAGCUGUUGUUUUUGGGGAGGGGAGAGGGUGGCAUCCCAGUGGGAGGAUGGGUGGGGGAGGGGCAUGAAUAUUUGGGUCAGGAGGGUUUGGGUGGGCUGGGCUGGGCCGAAAUGAUGGGUGGGGGUGGAAUAUCGGUAUGGGGUGAGGCGGGAGUGGGAAGGGAUUGACUUUAGGGGAGACAGAUGCCGUUAUUGAUAGUUUUCAGAGAGCAGAUUAUGAUGUUUUUUCUAUGGCAGUUUUUUUCCUUUUUGUUUUUACACAGUGUGUAGAGAUUUCUCGUACCGAGAGGCAGAAGUGCAAUGUUUCUUUAGAUAGAAAGUGAGAGCUGUACAAAACGAGUAAAAAAUGCAAAAGUUUUUAUAAGCAAAUCAAUCAUUUAAGAAAUAAAUCCCAGGUUUUUUCUGCAAUUCCAUUAAAGCAGUAACCCCUCAAGUUCAUUGCAAUAUUAAGGGCUGCAGCUGUCAAUCAGAACAAGUAAUACAAAGAGCAGGGGCUUUAGAUCAAAUUUGUAAUCUCUUAAAAAUGGAGCAUGAGAAUACAGAUAGGACAGUUAAGGAGAGCAUACAAUUAAGUGUUUGUGAACAAGGGGGCAAAUACAAACUUUCUGAAUCAGUAAGAACUAAGCUGUUCUGUAUUAAAUUGAAGUAAGAGUCCCUCAGAGAAAAUGAAUUAAGCUAAGGCAAUAAAAAAUGUUAAUGUUAAGGCAAUUAAGAUACUUUCCACCAAAGAUCUUCAAAUUAUUAUUGUAAUUGGUGUGGGCUAUUGCUGAGAUGCAGGUGUAUGCUAUUAAUAUGUAAGUUUGGAAAUUGUGCCUUUUUUGCCAACCCUGGCACUGUUUUAAUCAAGUUUUUAUUCAACUGUAUAAUCAGACAUGAUGCGUCUGAGAAUAAGGAAAACGUGCAGAAAGAGAGAUUGGACUGAUAAACUAAUCAAAGGCUCGUAAAGCAGAUCCAAAGGAGGCUUUGAUCUUUAACGCAGAUAGUUAAACAGAUUUAUGUGUGUCCGUUGUGUGGCUGUUUUCUUUUGAUGUCCAGGUCAGCUUGGCCGUCGAUCUACCUCAGAGUUGUAUCUGUUGUCUGAUUGGUCAGGUUUGCAGGUCUAUCCUGUCCAGUCAGGAGUAAAAAUGCCAGCUCUGGAGCUGGAAUCAUACAGGACUUCACCUUUAACUCGUUCGUUUGUCCACUUCUUCAAGUAAACAUUUGUGUUUUUAUCUGUGUGUCUUUUGUUGGUUAUUUUUUUGUAUUAUGAUGUUCUGGGUUCAGUCAUCUGGAGGAUCACUAAAAUGAUUGUUGCCCUCUUUGUUCGGAUUAGCUGCAGUAGUGAGAGAAGCCUGCGCGACUGCUACACAAAAUGAAAAUUAUGGAAAGGAGAAUUAUGGACUGUUUUGUACUUUAUACCCAGACAGGCUACAUGCUCUGCUUUUUAAGUCCACACAGGAUUGUUGCAGCCUCUUUCAAUUCAUCGAGGCUUGAUUUGAGUAACCAAAGUAACACCUCAUCAUGAAGACCGACAUCGAAGGGGGAUGCAUUUCAUGUGACAAGAACACAACCCCUUGUGCCGGAGAGUAACGGAGAAUAAAUGGAAAACUGAAGAAAAUACAUACACAGGUUUCACAGAAAUGGUGAUACUUUUUUAUUUCUCUAUUGUACACAUGCCACGAUUUUAACAGUGGCAACUUGUACGUCCAGCUACAAACAAAAAACCUGCUCCUGUGUUUUGUUUCUAUUUUUCUUCAACCUGUUGAUUUUUUUUUUAUUUAAAUGCUUUUUAUGUUUUAUUUCUAUGAUUUCCUCUGUGAAAAAGUUUUGAAUUAAAGACACAACUCAAACCUUCCCCUUAC